Messenger RNA from Fusarium tjaetaba, 1155 nucleotides. Its product is annotated as SAM-dependent methyltransferase. Lineage: Eukaryota; Fungi; Ascomycota; Sordariomycetes; Hypocreales; Nectriaceae. The coding region runs from base 1 to 1155 and encodes 384 amino acids. The transcript has a single exon. The record is from RefSeq and is a predicted model, not a curated record.
AUGAGCACCCUUGCGCUGCCUUCGAGCAGCUUACCGCCUUUGUUCACGCUCUCUAAACGCACCGAGGCGGAGGUUUUCAACGCGCUGCAUUACUUGGCGGCUAUUUACUGUCCUUUAUCGUUUCCUUUUUCGAAGGAGUUGGGGGAUGUGAAGCAUGCUUUUGCGGAGGUGGAUUCGGGAUAUACCUCUGGUAACGAAGAUGAUGAGGCGGAAUUGACGCCUGCGAGUAUUCGUGCGGAUGUUCAUGAGAAAUCUUUUUCUGAGCGCUGGUUGACGGGUUUUAUCUCGCGCGUUGAAAGUCUGGAGAUUUUCUCAUCGGAGGAAGAGAGUCAGCGGGCGCUGGAUCAGGCGGCGUAUAUUUUCGAGUCACUGUUCGCCAGUGCAUUGGACGAGGAUGACCAGAACUCGCCGUUUUUGAGAGAGUUUUCGUUUGAAAUGAACCUUCCUGGCAAGGAGAAGGAGCAAAUUUCUGUUCAGCUGAACGACGGACUCGCGGGAACGAACGAUACAGACUUUGAAGACGUUGGACUGCAAAGUUGGGGUGCCUCGAUCGUCUUUUCAGAUCUCAUGUGUACAGACCCCGAACGAUUCGGUCUGACAAAUCUUGAUUCUACGAAACACACUCACAUUAUCGAGCUUGGUGCAGGCACCGGACUCGUAAGCCUUGUUCUCGGAAAACUCAUUCCCGCCCUUGGCAUAACCGACUCCAAAAUCAUCGCAACAGAUUACCACCCAGCCGUUCUCUCCAAUCUCGAGUCCAACAUAUCCAUCAACUACACCUCACCCUCCCCGGUGCAAGCAUCACCCCUGGACUGGGCUGAUUUCUCCAACACCGCCCCCUUCGACAUCCCAGCAAACAUGCUCUUCGCCACAGACGUAGUAUACGCUCCCGAGCACGCACGCUGGCUACGCGAUUGCGCAACACGACUUCUUUCAGAUGAUGGUGUUUUCUGGUUGUUGGUUACGAUACGACCUAACGGCAAGUUUGCGGGUAUUGGGGAUACUGUUGAGGCUGCUUUUGCCGAGAGGGAGAGAUUGCGGGGGGCGGAUGGCAGGAUGUUGGAGAUUUUGGAGAGGCAGAAGUUGGAUAAGAGGAGUGGUGUUGGGAGGGGGGAUGAGAGUCAUUAUGAGCUUUUUAGAAUUGGUUGGGCAUAG